AUGACUACGGAUAACGCUAAGGCGCAACUGACCUCUUCUUCAGGGGGUAACAUCAUCGUGGUGUCCAACAGACUGCCCGUCACGAUCAGUAAGAACAGUAGUACGGGCCAGUACGAGUACUCGAUGUCGUCUGGGGGGCUGGUCACCGCACUGGAAGGGUUGAAGAAGAUGUACACUUUCAAAUGGUUUGGGUGGCCCGGGCUAGAGAUCCCGGAUGAUGACAAGGAGCAGGUGAGAAAGGACUUGUUGGAGAAGUUCAACGCCGUACCCAUUUUUCUGAGCGAUGAAAUCGCCGACUUGCACUAUAACGGGUUCAGCAACUCGAUUCUAUGGCCGCUAUUCCAUUAUCAUCCCGGUGAGAUCAAUUUUGACGAGAAUGCGUGGUUGGCCUACAACGAGGCUAACCAAACGUUCACCAACGAGAUUGCCAAGGUCAUGAACCAUAACGAUUUGAUCUGGGUGCAUGACUACCAUCUGAUGCUGGUUCCAGAAAUGCUAAGAGUCAAAAUUCAGGAGAAACAACUGCAAAAUGUGAAGGUCGGUUGGUUUCUGCAUACGCCCUUCCCUUCGAGUGAAAUCUACAGGAUCCUGCCUGUCAGGCAAGAGAUUCUGAAAGGUGUCUUGAGUUGCGAUUUGGUCGGGUUCCAUACGUACGACUAUGCAAGGCAUUUCCUGUCCUCGGUGCAAAGAGUGCUGAACGUGAAUACUUUGCCCAAUGGGGUCGAGUAUCAGGGCAGGUUUGUUAACGUCGGGGCUUUCCCCAUCGGUAUCGAUGUCGACAAGUUCACCGACGGUUUGAAGAAGAAAUCCGUGCAGAAUAGAAUCCAGCAAUUGAAGAAAACUUUCGAAGGGUGCAAGAUCAUAGUCGGUGUCGACAGACUGGAUUACAUCAAGGGUGUUCCUCAGAAGCUGCACGCCAUGGAGGUGUUCCUGAGCGAGCAUCCGGAAUGGAGGGGCAAAGUCGUUCUCGUACAGGUUGCAGUGCCAAGUCGUGGAGACGUGGAGGAGUACCAGUACCUGAGAUCUGUCGUCAACGAGCUGGUCGGCAGAAUCAACGGCCAGUUCGGUACUGUGGAGUUUGUCCCCAUCCAUUUCAUGCACAAGUCCAUCCCAUUCGAAGAGCUGAUCUCCCUGUACGCUGCAAGUGAUGUGUGUUUGGUCUCGUCCACCCGUGAUGGUAUGAACUUGGUUUCUUACGAAUAUAUUGCCUGUCAGGAGGAAAAGAAGGGUUCUUUGAUCCUGAGUGAGUUCACGGGUGCCGCACAGUCUUUGAACGGUGCGAUUAUCGUGAAUCCAUGGAACACUGACGAUCUAUCUGAUGCCAUCAACGAAGCUUUGACUUUGCCCGACAUAAAGAAGGAAGUCAACUGGGAAAAACUCUAUAAAUACAUCUCCAAAUACACUGCUGCCUUUUGGGGUGAAAAUUUCGUUCAUGAACUAUACACCACAUCUUCAAGCUCAACAAGCUCCUCAGCUGCCAAAAACUGA
Saccharomyces kudriavzevii IFO 1802 is the source of this 1488-nucleotide messenger RNA. RefSeq names its product alpha,alpha-trehalose-phosphate synthase (UDP-forming) TPS1 (gene TPS1). Gene Ontology annotation, molecular function: alpha,alpha-trehalose-phosphate synthase (UDP-forming) activity. The transcript has a single exon. Gene Ontology annotation, cellular component: cytosol; alpha,alpha-trehalose-phosphate synthase complex (UDP-forming). The record is from RefSeq and is a predicted model, not a curated record. Gene Ontology annotation, biological process: trehalose biosynthetic process; cellular response to heat. NCBI's taxonomy places the organism in Eukaryota, Fungi, Ascomycota, Saccharomycetes, Saccharomycetales, Saccharomycetaceae. Bases 1 to 1488 code for a protein of 495 amino acids.